Molecule: messenger RNA, 522 nt
Organism: Trypanosoma conorhini
Lineage: Eukaryota; Euglenozoa; Kinetoplastea; Trypanosomatida; Trypanosomatidae
Exons: 1
Coding region: 1-522 (173 amino acids)
Source: RefSeq, a predicted model, not a curated record
AUGCCGACGGAGGUUGCGAAAGUUGCGAGUUUCCCCACGAACAACGAGCUGAUGGGGCAGCUCAUCGGCCACAGUGGUCGCCCCGCGAGCUCGGCGUCAGGGGGUUCGUCCGGUGCUGGCGCAAUGAACCGCCUUUUGACGUUUGUCGACGAUGACGGCGCGACCUCACCGACGUACGGCAUAAACGAGAACGGUGUCCUGGACGCCGCGCCUCGGGCGACCCGCAUUUCCUUCGACAUGAUUGGGGUGGUAGGGUUGUCGGAGGACAUGCUGGCGGAGCUGUACGAGGCGUUUGACGUGCGCCAGCGCGGCGGCGUGGAGCGUUCCGUGAUGCGUGAGAUGAUGAAAACCGGAUUCUCCAACUACGGUGCGCCGUGCGGCGACAAGGACAUUGAGCGCCUCUUUGAGCACGUCACGCCGUUCAGCGUCCGCCGCCGGCUGAAGGAGAGCGACGGCGAGGAGGAUGAUUUAAUGCCAUUCAACGAGUUUUGUGCCCUUUUUCUGUCCUGGCUGCGGCUCUAG